Molecule: messenger RNA, 5354 nt
Organism: Bombus huntii
Lineage: Eukaryota; Metazoa; Arthropoda; Insecta; Hymenoptera; Apidae
Gene: Hydr2
Product: abhydrolase domain-containing protein 2
Exons: 7
Coding region: 2384-3586 (400 amino acids)
Biological process (GO): medium-chain fatty acid biosynthetic process; medium-chain fatty acid catabolic process; acylglycerol catabolic process
Cellular component (GO): sperm flagellum; sperm plasma membrane
Molecular function (GO): monoacylglycerol lipase activity; acetylesterase activity
Source: RefSeq, a predicted model, not a curated record
GAAUUAAUACAAGUAGUUUUGUAAAAGAUGAUUCAAAUUACAACAUGAAAUUCUAUAUCAUUUCUAAGCAUCUUAAUGACGAGAAGCAUCGCCGAGUUGUUAUAUCAUCCUAUAUAUAAAUUGUUACUAGAUACGCGGUUAUUUCAAUAAUGGUUGCUAUGACACAGGCACAUAUACACACAUCGAUAAUUUCAACUCUUUUGCAACGAUAUAUUUCAAAUAUCUGAGAAUCACGACGUAAAAGAGUACGUGCGAUCGUUUAUCAGUUAUAUCGCAUAAUAUUUCUGUUGGAAGCAAAUUAAAAUUCAAAGUAUUGGUUUUUCAAUGAAUUUUUCAAUUAUGGGAGUGUCAUGCACUCAUUUUAAACUACCUCAAGUAUCACUUAAUAGUAUCUGUUAAUCAUCAAUCUUCAUUCAUUUUUUCAAAAACAUUUGAUAUAUCAUAUAUAAAAGAUACACUUAUGGACAGUUAAACAAAUUGAAGUAACAAAUUAUUCACGUUUUAUUAUAUUUUGUAAACUGAUUAAAAUAAGAUAACUUUCAUAGGCUAAAAUAUUUUCAAAGAUGUGAAUGAUUUAGAUGACAUUAUCAAAAAAAUAUAUUUUCCAAAAAUGAAUGUUAUAGUAGAGUAUAUCUCAAUCUAUUGUGGCUCCCAGGGUAAGAUACAUGCAUAAAACUCGCGUGACAGUCACUGCGUUAAUAAUUAUUAAAAAUAUUUUAAGAUACGAAGCUGCAAAACCAACCACUCUGCACAACGCGAUUUUUAAAACUGUGCAACAAUCGCAUUUUGUGACAUCGACCCGUAAAAUAGAAAUCGUUCCCGCAUCGACUAAUUAUCGAAGUAUCGAUCCAGCUAAUAGACUGAACAACCUUGACCUUAACCUUAACUGUGGCUCAAGAAUUCCUAUAGUGUUCUCAAAUAAUAUAACGGGUCAGUGACACGAUAUUUCGCGAUUACCUUCGUGAAUCGUUCGCAGCCUCGAAGAAGAUUCGACCGUGCUUCGAAAACGCGAAUAGAAUCGUUUUGCCGUAAGGGGACAAUGUACGGACGUCCUUAUCAAAGCAUAGUCGCUUUCCAUUAUUCAUGUGUGAGAAAUAUAAAAAUUUAAUUAUAUAGUAAUUGUGGGGACAUUUAUUGUUCGUUACAGUGAAAUAUUUCAAAGUGAACAUUUUAUUUUUAGUAAUUUUAAUUUCAACAUGACAUAAUUCAGUAAAUUAUACUCGUAACAAUUUUUGUUGGCAUUGAAUUAUAGAGUUGAAGUGGCAAAUGAUGGAAGUGAAGAUUCUCAAUGUAAAUAAAAGAUAUUGGUUUAAAGUUGAUAUAUAGUGACUAUAAAAAGUAUUCGCAUAUACCCUUAUUUUCCAAUAAAACGAUAAAUUAUCAGUUUCCGUAUUUCAAUUUCAUAGUAUCAAAUUUUUAAAAUCCUAUAAAAGUACUACUAAAGGGUAUAAAAUUUAGUAUACUUGAACCUAACUAAUUAGUAUGUAAAUAUUAUAUUACAAAUAUAGUGAAGUGCAAAUACUUUUUUUUGGAUACUGUACAUGAUUUUAGCUGUUCCUAACAAUAGCCCUAGGUACUAAAUUCACUUAUUCUAGCACUUACAACAAUUUACGUUCUUUUCCAUGAAUAAAGAUAUUUUUUGCUCUCUGGAUACUUGACAUCAUUUUCUGUUUAAACUCUUCAGUAUAGCCAACAUUAAAAUUUAUGGUUAAAUAUUACAUGCAAAAAUUCAAAGCUAAUUUCUACCUUGUACCUGUACAUUUAACAAUAUAGUUUAAAAAAUUAUUACGCGGAACUUUUUGAAAGGAGAAAAGAAAGAGAGGAAAGUAGUGCCAUAACGCUAGUGGGAUUCUAAAUAACAGCGAAUGCGAACUAGUGCCACGAACCAGCUGCGAUUCGCGGCAUUCGAGACACAACUGUCUGACCGUGUACGUAUGUGCAUAUAUAUAAACAGAAUCAUCUGAAAAUUUAACUUGUGUUUUGGAAUCGUCUAUCUAGCUGGGUCUGACUUUUGGCUCUGUCUCCCAUAAUCCAAAUCGAAGUUUCGACCGACGCGUACAGAUGGAGGUUCCGUGAACCUAGGUGUACAUAUGUAUAUUGAUAGGCAUGCGCAAAUCGACCGUCAAGUGCCGGUAAAACAAACGCGGAAUACAGUCGCAUACAGUCCUCGCGACGAGUAUCACGUAUUUUGUGCAUCGCCGACUCAGUAGUGACCGAAGGUCCUUCGUAGUCCUCCAGCAUACAUACAUAUACAUAUAUCAUUGCACAAGGGAGCAACCAAUCAACUUAAACAUUCCUUUUCGUACGUCAAUAUCCAUUCGGUAUUGGCGUGGAACGUAAAAAGGAAGAAAUCGAAUUUUUGUGGCAUAAGCAACGGAGAAACAUGUCCACGGCGCUGUUAGCCGUGUUCGCCGUGAUCCUGUGUAUCCUGUUCAGGAUAUUAAACGUAAACAGUGCACCGCAGAAGCCAUUGAUCGUCUGUAAAGAUCAGUCAUUCCUAACGACGAUCCUUAAAAUCGCUCCUGUCAUCACAGAACCGUACAAACCAACAAGGCUAUGGGGUUUCAGUGGCCAUGUACAGACCAUCGUUCACAGUAUUAUUGGUCGCGUCCGUUGCCCUUGGCCGAUUGGAGAACGAGUGUACAUAGGACUUCCGGAUGAGACCACUCUCACUUACGAUCUUUAUCAACCACUAACUAACGACUACGAAGAUGAUGUAACAAUUGCCAUCUGUCCUGGGAUUUGUAAUAGUUCCGAAAGUGUUUAUAUCAGAACUUUCGUACAUUUUGCACAGUGCCAUGGGUAUCGAUGUGCAGUACUUAAUCACGUUGGAGUCCUUUCUAGUGUCAAGAUCACUGCACCGCGAAUUUUUACGUACGGUCACACCGAUGAUUAUCACACGAUGCUACAAAGUUUGAUGGAGAAGCAUCCGAAUACAAAAAUAAUUUGCAUUGGCUUUAGCUUGGGCGGUAAUCUUGUGACCAAGUACUUAGGAGAACAAAGAUCGAAUAAGUUAUUCAAUAUAAUUGGUGGCAUAUCUAUUUGCCAAGGGUAUAAUGCCAUCGAAGGUACAAAGUUCCUACUUAACUGGCAGAAUUUUCGACGUUUCUACCUGUAUAUAAUGACAGAAUCUGUGAAGAAUAUUAUACUUAAACAUAAAAAUAUCUUGUUAUCUGAAGAAGUUAAACAAAAGUAUAAUCUAAACGAAUGGGAUAUCAUCUCUGCUGCAACUUUACCGGAACUUGAUGAAGCAUACACUAGAAAACUCCAUAACUUUAGAUCCGUGAAAGAAAUGUACAAGUGGAGUAGCUCCUUGUUCUAUUUAGAUAACAUUACGACACCUAUGGUAUUCAUCAACGCAUUGGAUGAUCCCAUUGUACCUGAGAUGUUACUGGAACCUAUCAAGGAACAUGCCAGAACUCGUCCAAACACGUUGUAUGUGGAACUGGCUCAUGGCGGACAUUUGGGAUUUUAUGAAGGUGGUCUCCUGUAUCCAAACCCCAUAACAUGGCUAGACCGUACUCUGGUCUCUCUCGUAGGGUCUCUCACAUUAGCACAAGCGGAUAAAUUAUUGAAAGCCUCUUAACGUAAUUUAAUUUCACUAUCAUCAUUAUUUUGUGAGUAAUGCAUUCUUAGCUGUGAAGCAGCAACGACUCGUAUUUGUGAUCUUAUUUAAAGAUUUUAAAUUCGAACUUGAUUCGAGCAUCAAGAAAUUAUAACGGAUACACGUUAAGCAUGAAAUCAAGUGUACACGAUUUCAAGAUUCUUGGGAUCCUGCUCAUUGCAAGCGCGAAUUCGAGCGAAUUGAGUUUAAAUUAUAUUUCUUAAGAUCGUCCUGAAAAAAUAUACAUAGUUUCGAUAACAUGAUUCGAGAGAAUUGAUAAGAAAGUUUCUACAAUAGUAGCACAACGUUUCGACGUCAAUUUAUAUUUUUUCGAUAUCUUGGCUAUUGACGCUUCAUACUCAGGGAUCUUUGAUAAGUCAGCUUGAUAAAAGAAUGUCAUUACAAAAUUGUACACUGAAGACGGUUGGCUUUGGAGCCGCGUUAGAAAUUAAUAAAAGCUCGAUUGACUGAAAAUAGGGAUUCGAAUUAAAUUUUUAAGAGUUGUAAAAAAAGAAAAGGAAUGAAUCAAUUUAUGUGUAGAUUUUGGAAAGUCAACAAUUCUAUCAAAGAUACUGAGCACGACACUUCUAAAAUAUGCAUAAUAAAGAAAGCUUUGUUCCCUCAAUAAUGGAAUCACUUGAAUUAACAAACUGCAGGAUUUAUUUGUGCAUUAUACUAUAAGUAUAUGAAUCGUUUCAUAUGAUAUACACAUCUGAGAUAAUUCUAUUGCUAUAUAUAAAUAUUCGUUGUUUGUUUAUAACAAUAACGGACGUGCUACUUUGCAUAAACAUAUCUAACAUAUAUUUUUAAUACAUUUAUCCAGCAUCUUCGAAGCAACAUGAUGAAUUUUCGGACCCAAUUUAUACAUCUAUAUUCUUCUUAUGGUAAAACAUCGACAACUGUUACAUAUCCUAAUAGACAACCGGUUGAAUAAUCCUUGGGAAACAUUAUCUUUUCAUUUUUUAUAACACGAUAUUUUUGUUAUACAGUUGAAAAUUCUUUCUUAAUUGGUAUUUUAGAUGUUGCAGCAAUCUAUAAUCUUUCUCUAUGUCUACAUAAUGAGUGUCAUGUACAAUCUUCAUGAAGUUUUAUCCUAGCAACUAAUAAAGAUGCUCAAACAUAAACCAGAAUAAUAUUUCUUGAAUGAUAUAUCUCGUGUUAGAGGAAAUGUUCAUUUUUAAUGUUCGUAGUAGUAAUUCAUGUGAUUCCAUAUACAUUGGGCGAGUAAAUUCGAUAUUUGAGCAAAUAUUACUACUUUCUAUUUCACUGACUGAUUGAGAUGUAUUUUGCAAAUGUUCUAGAAUGAAUUCUUCAAAAUUCUCAGUUAAUGGUACAAAAAAAUAUUAGACAUUCUUCUAUAUCAUUAACAAAAAAAUAGAACAUAAAUAACUCAAAUGAGAUGUCCUAUAUAUUACAGCAAAAAAUAUAAUAAUUGCAUGGGACGAAGUAAAUUCAGUGAAUGCUUACGUUACGUAAGAAUAAUGAAAAAAAAAAAUGAAAAAAAUAAGAACAAGGGCUAUCGAACUUUAACCCAGAAAUAUUAUAUUUACAUAUCUUCUUUCAAUAAUGUGGGACAGAUAUUAACCCAUUGGGGAUAACGUCUGUGCACUGUACGGAGUAUGGACUUCCGUUUCGUUCCCUGCAGUCAAAGUCCAUACGGACCACAGCGCCAUGCGGGCAUUUUAUACAUCGCAUCACUUUACUUAUAUUGUUGACACGAUAUAUUUUUAUCCUAAUUGUGAUUUCGGAU